AAGAAGAAGAAGAAAAGCGUUAGCUUUCCUUCUGCUUGCAGUCAUUCUAGGGACUUUGAUCAUCUGCUGGCUGAAUAUGUGAGUGUUUGCUGUAAAAAUGUCUUCAGUCCAGCUUGAACGAGAGUUUAUCGACGAGCAGUUAACUGCUGUUGAGGAAACAUUGACGGAGAUUAAAGAAAUAGUCGUUAAAGAGGAAGAGAUGGAUGAUCAGCACCGACUGCUGGAUGUCUCCCGGACAACUCAGACCCUUUCACACGGAAAAGAUGAUCUACAGGAUUAUGUUUGGAAAGAGGAGCAGCAGCUCUGUAAGCAGGAGAGUGAUUCCAGUUUUGACCAGGAGGAACCAGAACCUCUGCAGAUUAAAGAAGAGCAGCAGGAACCAGUGCAUUCUUGGAUUAAAGAGGAAGUAUUGGAGAUCUGCAUAGGUGAGCAUGGAGGGCAGCUUGAACUGAAGCAGGAGACUGAAGAUACAUUUUUGUUGACUCCUUCACACAAAGAAAAUGACCACAUUGAACCAGAACCAAUGAGAGACCAAAUAAUCUCUGAGGACUUCAGUGAUACUGAGAACCAUGAUCAAGAAGGAGACCAUCAGAAAGACUCGGGAUCAAAGCAAGAUAAAGUGCCGAAACCAAAUAACAGAUGUCAGAAAACCAUAAAGCGUAAAAACUGUGCAAAUUCAAAACCAGAAAGACAUGGCAAUUUGUGUUCUUGUAAGUUAUGUGGUGAUUUUUUACCUCAAAAUAGUAACUUGGCUGAGCACUUGGAUUAUCACACAAGUGAGAAGCGUUUUCCAUGCGCAACAUGUGGAAAAAGUUAUAUAAACAAAGGACAUUUAACUGUUCACAUGAGAAUUCACACAGGUGAGAGACCUUUCAAAUGUCUAUCUUGUGAAAAAAGUUUCACAACAAAACCUUUUCUUGAGGCACAUGUCAGAGUCCACACAGGUGAGAAGCCUUUCUCUUGCACCAUUUGUGGCAAAUGUUUUACUCAAAAAGGUAAUUUGACUACUCACAUGAGGCUUCAUACAGAUGAAAGGCCUUUUUCCUGUGAUGCCUGUGAAAAGACUUUCAAAAGAAAAGAUUCACUGAAUGAACACAUGAGGGUUCAUACAGGUAAGAAGCCAUUUGUGUGCAAGACAUGUGGAAAACACUUUAAUCGACAAUAUCUGUUGAUGGUUCACACAAGAAUUCAUACUGGUGAUAAGCCUUUCAAAUGUCUGUCCUGUGGAAAACGCUUCACUACAAAACCUGUUCUUGACGCACAUGUCAGAAUUCACACAGGUGAGAAACCUUUCUCUUGUAUGAUUUGUGGUAAAGAUUUCACUGACAAAGGUCAUUUGACCAAUCACAUAAAGUGUCACACAGAUGAAAGGCCUUUUCCUUGUAAUACUUGUGGAAAAACAUUCAGAUCAAAACAUUCAUUGAAAGAACAUAUAAGAAUUCACACCGGUGAGAAGCCCUUUCUGUGUGUGACCUGUGGAAAAAGGUUUAAUCAAAAAAAUCAGUUAAAGGUUCACAUAAGAAGUCAUACAGGCGAGAAGCCGUUUCUGUGUGUGACGUGUGGAAAAGGAUUUAAUCAAAAACACCAGUUAAUUGUUCACACAAGAAGCCAUACGGGUGAGAAGCCCUUUGUGUGCGUGAUCUGUGGGAAUGCAUUCAGCGACGGCAGUAGCUUAAAAGCUCACUUCAUGACUCACACAAAUGAGAAACCUUUCCAAUUUGUGACGUGUGGAAAAAGUUUGAUUAAUAAAAGUCAGUUAACGGUUAACAUGAGAACUUACAAGGAAGAGAGGCUUUUCAAAUGUCUGUUCUGUGGAAAAACCUUCACAAGAAAAUCUGUUUUUGAUGAGCAUGUCAGAAUUCACACAGGUGAGAAGCCUUUCACUUGUAUGGUUUGUGGCAAGGGUUUUACUCAAAAAGGUAACUUGACUUCUCACAUGGCACAUCACACUGAUGAAAGGCCUUUUUCCUGUAAUUUGUGUGAAAAGACAUUCAAAAGAAAAGAUUCAUUAAAUAAACACAUGAGAGUUCACACUGAUGAGAAGCCACAAGAGUGCACUUAAGAGGUCUUUCUGCUAGUAUGACCUGUGUAAAAAUGUCCAUGUGUCAUUUUAAUUAGUAAUCCAACAGUUAAUUUGAAAACCUGCAACUCAAAAAUGUAAUAUUGUAAACCUUGUAAAAAUGUCCAGCAUCGCAAUUAGAAAAAUGUUUAAAUCUGUUUCUCUCAUUUGAUUUAAUGUUUAAAUUCUUGAGUUUCAUCAUUUGACUUGGCAAAAAGCCGUUUGAAUUAACAAUACAAAUUUAUUUAGAGAUGCUAAACUCCUCUAGAAGUUUGAACUUUCUACUUUUUAGUUUCUUUAAUGUGCAAAUUUAAUAACUAAUUUCAGUGCUGCUGCUUUUGAUUCUUCGAAUGUUUUCUGUACCUUGAUAGGUAAAUUUGUGUUCUUCAUAUUUUUGUUUUCUGCUGUGGACAUUGCUCCU
Messenger RNA from Xiphophorus couchianus (Monterrey platyfish), 2480 nucleotides. Its product is annotated as gastrula zinc finger protein XlCGF57.1-like. Gene Ontology annotation, molecular function: RNA polymerase II cis-regulatory region sequence-specific DNA binding; DNA-binding transcription factor activity. The record is from RefSeq and is a predicted model, not a curated record. Gene Ontology annotation, biological process: regulation of transcription by RNA polymerase II. Bases 98 to 2062 code for a protein of 654 amino acids. The transcript is spliced from 2 exons. Lineage: Eukaryota; Metazoa; Chordata; Actinopteri; Cyprinodontiformes; Poeciliidae.